This is a messenger RNA of Colletotrichum fioriniae, 1464 nucleotides long. Lineage: Eukaryota; Fungi; Ascomycota; Sordariomycetes; Glomerellales; Glomerellaceae. The record is from RefSeq and is a predicted model, not a curated record.
AUGAAGACAUCGAAACUAGCAAAAGAGACAUCAGCGCUCUUCAACAAGAUGGCAGCAUCAUCAUCGCCGCCGCCGCCACAGACCCGCCGGACGACGAGAUCUUCGCUUGCCCGGUUCGCGUAUACUUCAACUUCAACGACCUCUGCGACGGAUUCCGAGGCGAUAGCUUCAGCGAUAGCCACGGAAGCCGCGCUCCAUGACAUAGUCUUAGGCGUCGCCGACAUUGAAGAUGCGGUUCCCGAUGCGCGGAGCAGAAAACGGAGACGGGUUGUCAAAGAGGAGGACGAAGCUGUCGACCAGAGCGAACGUGUCCCAGACGUGGCAGCAGCAGUAGGGACGACAGCAGCAGCACCACCACCAAGAACAACAGCAAAGUCACGAACCAGAAUCAAAUCCGAACACAUCGAAACCGAAACACCACCAGCACCACCACCAACCCCUCCGAAAGCCCGCAAAACCCGUAAACCAGCACGCACAAUCCGUGGCACAUCCCCUUCUUCUCCCUCCUCACACGUCGAACCCCCAACAGAUUGGCUGCGAAUCUACAACACCGUCAAAGAAAUGCGCCUCCACGGCGCCGCGCGCAACGCCGCCGUCGACACAAUGGGCUGCGAACGCCUCUUCCACCCCGACGCUUCAGAACGCGACCGGCGCUUCCAUAUUCUCAUUGCGCUCAUGCUCUCGAGCCAGACAAAAGAUACGGUCAACGCGGUGGCGAUGAAGAGGCUGAUGACGGAGCUGCCGCCGCACGAGGAGGGAGCGGCGGGGGGACUGUGUUUGGAGAAUAUGUUGGCUGUGGAACCUGCGCUGUUGAAUGAGUUGAUUUGGGCGGUGGGGUUUCAUAAUAACAAGACAAAAUUCAUCAAAGCAGCAGCCAUCAUCCUCCGCGACAAAUUCAACAGCGACAUUCCCGACACGAUUGAAGGCCUCACCUCCUUGCCCGGCGUAGGCCCCAAAAUGGCCUACCUCUGCCUGUCCGCGGCCUGGGACCGCACCGAGGGUAUCGGCGUGGAUGUGCACGUGCACCGCAUCACGAACCUCUGGGGCUGGCACAAGACGACGCAGCCCGAGGCGACGCGACACGCGCUGCAGAGCUGGCUACCAAAGGACAAGUGGCGCGAGAUCAACUGGCUGCUCGUCGGGUUCGGACAGACGGUCUGUUUGCCUGUCGGGCGCAAGUGCGGCGACUGCGAGCUCGGGCUGGGCGGGUUGUGUAAGGCGGCGGAGAGGAAGAAGGUGAAUGAGGGGCGCAAGAUGAGGGAGGUCAAGGUUGAUGUGAAGGAGGAGGAUGAUGGAGACGUAUUCAUCAAGACGGAAGAGGUUGUCAAGGAGGAGCAAGUUGUUCGUGAUGCGAUUGUGAAUCAAGACACCGGGCAGCCGGAGCCGGCAUCGGAGCCGGCGGUUGGUGAUGAACCGGACGCAGUUAGCGAGAUAGUUGACUUAAUGUACAACGUUUUGUCGUAA